This is a messenger RNA of Phodopus roborovskii (desert hamster), 1685 nucleotides long. It is a transcript of the gene Pou4f1, whose product is annotated as POU class 4 homeobox 1. Gene Ontology annotation, biological process: regulation of transcription by RNA polymerase II. The coding region runs from base 147 to 1409 and encodes 420 amino acids. Lineage: Eukaryota; Metazoa; Chordata; Mammalia; Rodentia; Cricetidae. Gene Ontology annotation, molecular function: DNA-binding transcription factor activity, RNA polymerase II-specific; RNA polymerase II cis-regulatory region sequence-specific DNA binding. The record is from RefSeq and is a predicted model, not a curated record. The transcript has 2 exons.
CAGCAGCAGCAUCCCCGCGGCGAGGCCACUGCGAGCCGCCCCGGGCCGCAGCCUCCUCCUCGGGAGGGAGGCCGGGCGAGCCGCGCGCGCACUUUGCGGCGGACUUUUGCGAGUGUUUGUGGAUAUUUCCAUGCCAAGCCGGCAAGAUGAUGUCCAUGAACAGCAAGCAGCCUCACUUUGCCAUGCAUCCCACCCUCCCUGAGCACAAGUACCCGUCGCUGCACUCCAGCUCCGAGGCCAUCCGGCGGGCCUGCCUGCCCACUCCGCCGCUGCAGAGCAACCUCUUCGCCAGCCUGGACGAGACGCUGCUGGCGCGGGCCGAGGCGCUGGCGGCCGUGGACAUCGCGGUGUCCCAGGGCAAGAGCCACCCUUUCAAGCCGGACGCCACGUACCACACGAUGAAUAGCGUGCCCUGCACGUCCACGUCCACCGUGCCCCUGGCGCACCACCACCACCACCACCACCACCACCAGGCGCUCGAGCCCGGCGAUCUGCUGGACCACAUCUCGUCGCCGUCGCUCGCGCUCAUGGCCGGUGCGGGGGGCGCGGGCGCGGCGGGCGGCGGCGGCGGCGCCCACGACGGCCCCGGGGGCGGCGGCGGCCCGGGGGGCGGCGGCGGCCCGGGCGGCGGCGGCCCCGGGGGCGGCGGCGGGGGCGGCGGCCCGGGCGGCGGCGGCGGCCCGGGCGGCGGGCUGCUGGGCGGCUCGGCGCACCCGCACCCGCACAUGCACGGCCUGGGCCACCUGUCGCACCCGGCGGCCGCGGCCGCCAUGAACAUGCCGUCCGGGCUGCCGCACCCCGGGCUGGUGGCCGCGGCCGCGCACCACGGCGCGGCGGCGGCGGCGGCGGCGGCGGCGGCCGGGCAGGUGGCAGCCGCGUCGGCGGCGGCGGCGGUGGUGGGCGCGGCGGGCCUGGCGUCCAUCUGCGACUCGGACACGGACCCGCGCGAGCUCGAGGCGUUCGCCGAGCGCUUCAAGCAGCGGCGCAUCAAGCUGGGUGUGACGCAGGCCGACGUGGGCUCGGCGCUGGCCAACCUCAAGAUCCCGGGCGUGGGCUCGCUCAGCCAGAGCACCAUCUGCAGGUUCGAGUCGCUCACGCUCUCGCACAACAACAUGAUCGCGCUCAAGCCCAUCCUGCAGGCGUGGCUGGAGGAGGCCGAGGGCGCGCAGCGUGAGAAAAUGAACAAGCCCGAGCUCUUCAACGGCGGCGAGAAGAAGCGCAAGCGGACUUCCAUCGCCGCGCCGGAGAAGCGCUCCCUCGAGGCCUACUUUGCCGUACAGCCCCGGCCCUCGUCGGAGAAGAUCGCCGCCAUCGCCGAGAAACUGGACCUCAAAAAGAACGUGGUGCGGGUGUGGUUUUGCAACCAGAGACAGAAGCAGAAGCGGAUGAAAUUCUCCGCCACUUACUGAGGAGGGUGUGAGGUGCCGGGUGGGGCAGACCGGGGAGCUGAGGGGUGCAUUUCUUCUCUGGCCUACUCCCCCUCAUUUAGAGUGUCCGUUAUCUUGCCUGCAUUUGGGGAGUCCCCUUCCUCCCCGUCUCCUCAGCCCCACUCUGCACCCUGCCCCAACCAUCCCCAGCCUAGAGGACAGGGAUGUUGGAUGUGGAGAAAAGAUGGGGUGGCAGGAGAGAUUUGGGGGGCAUUGGGGUGAGCAGGGCAUGGGGAGGGGAAGAAAAGCAAAGAGUAG